This is a messenger RNA of Zophobas morio, 1628 nucleotides long. RefSeq names its product endonuclease G, mitochondrial-like. The record is from RefSeq and is a predicted model, not a curated record. The transcript has 10 exons. Lineage: Eukaryota; Metazoa; Arthropoda; Insecta; Coleoptera; Tenebrionidae. Bases 418 to 1548 code for a protein of 376 amino acids. Gene Ontology annotation, molecular function: metal ion binding; endonuclease activity; nucleic acid binding.
CUUAGUUUCAUAUGAAAAAGAAGGAUAAAUGAAAAAAACCACAUAUAUUGGGGCUAACCAAUCACUAUUUUUUCUCUAAUUUUUGUUUAAUAGUUAUUUAUGAUUAGGCGUCACGGGGCUUAUAAACGCUAACUUGUUUUUACCUAAACAGCGUUAUGCAUAGUUUUGUUUUGUUUUUUGUUUAAUUAAUGCUGCCACUUUAAUCUUGGUUUACCUGAUUUGAGCGCUCUAAAUCCAUAUUUUUAACCAACCGACUAGUAAAAGAAAUUUUUAUUCUGUGCUUGUCAUAAUAGUCCAUAACAACCAGGUAAUAUUGGUGGUACUUAAAAAAAAAAGUUAGCCUUAAUGGGGGUAAACUGUUAGAUUUUCUGUUUAUAAGGUUCUGAAAAACUUAAGUUUACGUCGAUUCUCGCUGUUAUGAGUAAAAAUAAAACUGAAAAAUUUUUCAUUGUCGCUCCGAGUUUACUUCUGGGAUUUUUAGGAGGUUUUGGCUCUGCGCUAUACCUUUUUUACUUCAAGACAGAAAAACAUAAACAUGAACUUCUUACUGGCAACUAUUUCGGAGUUUUUGAUAAGCUUUCAGGUUCGCCUAGUAUUGAAAGAUUUGGUUUACCUAUUUUCGGUCAGCUCCAGCGUUAUCCAACGUAUACCUCCUUCUUUGAUUUCCGUUUAAGAAUUCCGACCUUUGUUUUGGAACAUGUAACUAAAGCCGACAUUGAAGGAUCUGCAAAACGCCCAAACUCCUUUUAUGAAGAUAAAACUCUUCCAGCUCUUUAUCGGCCAACCAACUCGGAUUACCGACAACUUAACCAGAACGCUACCACCCAGAGAAAGUUAUCACGAGGGCACAUGGCCCCAGCUGCUGAUAGUAAAAUUUCCCAAGAAGCUAUGAAGUCAACUUUUUACUUGGGUUCUAACGUUCUUCCGCAAGACUCCAGUAUGAAUGUAAGGCUAUGGAGCACUCUCGAAUCCUUUAUUAGACAACUUGUACUUAGCGACAAGUUCAAAAACGUUUACGUUGCCACCGGACCUUUGUUCCUUCCAAAGUACGAUGAGGCUAGUAAAAAAAACAUCGUUAAGUAUGAAGUCGUUAGCGAAAAAAAUAUCGCCAUCCCUACACACUUAUAUAAAGUUGUUUUACUGGAAACUCUGGAUAGUAAAUUAGAAAUUGGCGCCUUUGUCAUGCCCAACGAGCCAAUAGACUCGGAUAAGACUUUGUCGGACUUUCUGGUCCCUGUAAGCUUUCUAGAGUACGCUUCCGGGCUACAGCUCUAUCCAAAACUCAUAAAGACGUUGACCAAACCUGAAGACCCUCUUGUCCCGCUGGCGCCAUACAACCUUGCGGAGAAUUUGUGUCAGCUUAACGACUGUAAUAUACCCAGGACGGGUCCACUGUCUCAUUGCAAAAGUCUUCUCGGCAAAGUAACGGCAGCGUCCAAUAUAGACCAACUACAAACUGUCAUGAUCGAGGCAUCUCAAAAAGAUUGCCAUAAAGAAGCAAACUUUAAAAACAGUUACGAUAAGAAAUUUUCGGAACUUCAAGAAUAGUAGCGCUUUUAAAAGUGCUUCUGACGCUUCUUACUGAGUCUAAACUUUUCUUAAAAUUUAUAAGCUUUUUAAAAAGUGAA